CGUGCUUUCCGUUGCCCCGGUGAUCCAACCUAGCGGCAAGACAGUGGUCUCCCAGCAACGUAGUGUAAAUGUCCAGUUAUAUUUUUAUUCCAGGUAGUAUUAGAGAGCAUCAGAGAAAUGAAUGAAACAUCAGUUAGUUAAAUACAAAGACUGGGACUGCACUAGCUGACCCAAUACUAGCAACAUAGCACGGGCGAUUUACAGGCUCACAGCCGAUGGUUGCUUGCUAGCCAAUGGGACUAUUUGACAAGUUGGUCGGAUGGCUGGGCUUAAAGAAGGAGGUGAAUGUUCUCUGCCUGGGCCUGGACAACAGUGGCAAAACCACCAUCAUCAACAAACUCAAGCCUUCCAAUGCCCAGGUGCAAGACAUUGUUCCAACAAUUGGCUUCAGUAUAGAGAAGUUCAAGACAUCCAGUCUUUCAUUUACCGUCUUUGACAUGUCCGGUCAAGGCAGAUACAGGAAUCUUUGGGAACAUUACUACAAGGAAGGGCAGGCUAUAAUAUUUGUCAUUGAUAGUGCAGACAAGCUAAGAAUGGUUGUAGCCAAAGAAGAAUUGGACACAUUAUUAAAUCAUCCCGAUAUUAAACACAGGAGGAUCCCCAUCCUUUUCUUUGCUAACAAGAUGGAUGUCAGAGAUGCUCUGUCUUCUGUCAAGGUCUCACAGCUGCUCUGUUUGGAGAACAUCAAAGACAAGCCCUGGUACAUCUGUGCCACUGAUGCUAUCAGAGGAGACGGUUUACAAGAAGGAGUCGACUGGCUGCAAGAUCAAAUCAAAACAAUGAAAACAUGAGCGCAUGAGGAGCAACCACCAGAAUAACACCAGGAUUCACAGAUAUUUUUUAAAAUAAUUGUUUUGCUGUUUUUGAGGCACCAAUUGAAGCACAUGCUGUUUCUGAUGAUAUAUCAGUGUUAAAACAAAAAAAUGCAAAUGUCCAAAAAGCAAGUGGAGCAGAGUUUCACUUGGUUAGAGAAGUGCACAAAAAGCAGCAGGUGAAUGUGGUAAAUGCUUCCUAUAAAAUGUUUAAGAUUUGUUAAGAUGCAUUGUUGUUUUAGUAAAUUUGACUUCAGUGUAAAAUCAUUGGGAAUCAGAAGAAGAAAGAGGCAAAAUGUGUUCAUAUUCCUGCCUUUUUCAAAACUACAUUGGCUGUUUUGUGCUUACACUAAUAACAGGCAUUUUGUCCUCACUUCACAUAAUUUAGAAUGGAGCUCUGCUCAAUUUUAAGCAAAGUUUCUCUAGGAUAAUAAACAAAAAAAUAAAUAAAAAAUGAAAAAGAAAUUGUAACAAAUUUACCUAUUUUAAAGAAAAUAUAAUAUGUGUAAUAAUACCAAUUGUAAUGUGCCCUUUUAAAUACAACAUAGUUAGCUGUAAUUGUCAUAUACAAAUAUUAAGUUGGUAUAUGUACAGAUGUGAAAUAAGUAGGUGAAAACUGCAAAUGUAAGUCAAAAUGAGUCUCUACAAAGCUAAAUUCCAGCCACUGUUCUUUUUGGCUUGAUUCCAUUUCUACUGAACAAGAUGUAAUCAUUCAAAAAGGCUGCUUUCAGUUCACUCUCAGUACUUCAAUGAAUCAAAGGCAGACCAGAAAGCAUAAAAUUACAGUCUAUACAAAAGAUAGUUUUUUUUUGUUGUUUGUUUUUUUAAGGCUUUGAUCUUUUUAUAUAGACUGACCUAGAGCUUGCCAUAAAAGCAGCUUGUUUCGUCCAUGUUAGCCUAUGCUACUUCAGCCCUGCUUUCUAGAAAUGUUUUCUGUGUUUUUAAUCCUUUUUUGGUUAGAAUUAAUCAGUAUUAUAGAUAGAUAGAUAGAUAGAUAGAUAGAUAGAUAGAUAGAUAGAUAGAUAGAUAGAUAGAUAGAUAGAUAGAUAGAUAGAUAGAUAGAUAGAUAGAUAGAUAGAUAGAUAGAUAGAUAGAUAGAUAGAUAGAUAGAUAGAUAGAUAGAUAGAUAGAUAGAUAGAUAGAUAGAUAGAAAGGCUUAACAGCUCAUAGAUUUAAAAGUGGCAGCUACAAAGGCUUUAGGUUGCAUUUAUUUCUAGGAAAUAAUUGACUUUAAUGCACUAAAUUAAAAUCAACACAUUUCUUUAUUUUAAUCCUUUAUCUAUGCUCUGUCAAAAGUUUGUGAAUUGUGGCUAAAUAAGGUUUAGCAGCAAAAGCCAAACAGAAACGGAAACAACUUUUUCUAUCAUCAUUUUUAAUGUUGCCCUCCUGCAACAACUCAGAAAGUAACUGUUCCAAAAGCAAGACUUUAUUUAACUAAUUACAGCUUGUGGUCUGUCAAAGAUGUUUUCCUUAAUGUGAAUGACAUGUAACUAAAAUGGUGCAGAUGGAGGUAGCUGUUUCAGUAACAAUCAUUUCGAAGAGUUAUUGAGGUAUUUGUAAAACAUAAUGGUAGAUGUGAAGUAGCUCGUACUUGUAUAGCUAAUAAAGUUCAGAGAACCCCAAAGCUCUUCACCCAUCCUCACACACUUAGAACAUACUCUAAACUAUUAACAAAACCUUAUCAAUUUGUUUAGAUAGUUAGGGAACAUAUGCUAAAACGUCUGUGAUAUUUUCCAGGAAAGCAUAGCAAAAUAUGUUGUAAUUUAUGUUAGUUAUUUAAAAUGUUAUAUCUGACCCUCUGAUGCUGUUUUUGUUGUGAAAAGCUGGAGCACAUUAGUCUCAUAUAUCAGCAGGCAAUGUUUUUUCUUCAGCACUUCAGCUGUGAAACAACCAAAUCAAGAAAACUCCUGCUUACUAUAACAGUGGAAACCAUGUGGAUUUGGAAUAUUUCUGUGAUUGUAAAAUAUCUUGACUUGCUGUAAGGAGUUUAGUCAGUAUCUUGUAGAGAUCUCAGAUCAUUUCUGAAGGUCAACUGUCCUUGAUUAAUAAUGUUUUAUAUUUUAAACUGAUAUCAUUUCUAGAUUAUUUGCUGAAACUGCAUUUUUUUCAAAGGCCUGUUUCUAUUCUAUUCCAUUCUGUGUUUUAAUUUUCAAAUAAUAAAUUUUGUGGAAAUCCAACAUUUCUUCAUGUUCAGGUGUAAUGUUCAUAUAUCAGAUGUUAUCCCAAA
Messenger RNA from Xiphophorus hellerii (green swordtail), 3039 nucleotides. RefSeq names its product ARF like GTPase 6 (gene arl6). The record is from RefSeq and is a predicted model, not a curated record. The transcript is spliced from 8 exons. Lineage: Eukaryota; Metazoa; Chordata; Actinopteri; Cyprinodontiformes; Poeciliidae. Bases 234 to 791 code for a protein of 185 amino acids. Gene Ontology annotation, molecular function: GTPase activity; GTP binding.